Messenger RNA from Pomacea canaliculata, 3175 nucleotides. Its product is annotated as slit homolog 3 protein-like. Gene Ontology annotation, cellular component: plasma membrane. The transcript has 2 exons. Gene Ontology annotation, molecular function: protein binding. Gene Ontology annotation, biological process: signal transduction. The record is from RefSeq and is a predicted model, not a curated record. Bases 301 to 2376 code for a protein of 691 amino acids. NCBI's taxonomy places the organism in Eukaryota, Metazoa, Mollusca, Gastropoda, Architaenioglossa, Ampullariidae.
AUAAAUGCUUCCAAAAUAAGACUGACGGUAUCGCCGGGAGCUGCCGGUUGCCUCUGUCACUUCCCGAAACCUCUGAAACAAAUGGAUUGGGAUGCAAAGCACGAAAGGUUCUUCUCAUUGUGCUGCACGGCUCUUCUCUAAAUAGAAGUCCUGGUUUGUGCUGUUUAUUUUCUUUUUUUAAGCCCGGACAACAGUCUUCUAUAACUUGUUUCUUACAGCAAACAGAAAUUAUCUUCCAAACUGAGACUGGUCUUCACUUGUGCUGCUUGUAACUCAGAGAACACAAAACUACAAUGAAAGAUGGAGAACAAAUCUGUACUUAGAACUCCUCUCCUCGUCCUGUUGGUGCUGGUACAGGUGAUGCAGGCUGUUAGCGGAAGCAGCUGUACCCAAUGUGACCAGCAUUGCUGCAGCCUUGAUAUCCAGCUGUACAAGCAGCUGCGCGUGGACGUCAACUGCUCACAACCUGAUCACGCGGUCAUCGUCGCGGACACGGAGACUACAACUGUUACCGCAAACCACCGCGACGACACAACGUGCAACGAAACCUCCUUGAUUCAUGACUCCGGAUGUCUGACGGAUCUUCCUGUCAACAUCUGCGAUUUUCCCUCCAUCAGGGCCGUCAGCCUCCGCUACAACAACCUGACUACCUUUCCCCGCCUCACCUGCCUGAGUCGUCUGCUCGUCCUUGACCUCAGCUACAAUGCUAUCACCCAGGUUCCGGAGGGAGCCUUUCAGGGUCUCCCCGAGCUUCGCGAGGUCUACCUGGACUUCAAUGUCAUCACCUCAAUCCAUCCUGACGCCUUCGAUCCACACGUAACUGCCCUUCAGAUCUUCACCGUCGCCAACAACCUUCUGACCGUCGUCAAUCCUUGGCUCUUCCUCCUGCCCUACAGAUUCUGCCGGUUCGAGUUCCAACACAAUCACAUAGUGCAUUUCGUAAAUGAGCAUCAUCGAAAUGUCAGCAUUACUUCCCACUACGGACCUGGCUUAGUGAAUUUCUCUUACAAUGAUGUCACCUACUCACCUGUAAACGAACUAAAGAAAUUAGGCAUCAAGAACGUCGGCGAGAUGUCGCGAUUUCUCUGGUGGAGAUUUGAUUUUCGUCACAAUCCUUUCUACUGUGACUGUGAAAUGUACGAACUUAUUGUGGUUUUGGAUCAGUUGACAAGUAUGGUUCAGAGAGAUUUCUUGAACCUGACCUGUGGUGGCCCACCAAAGUUCAAGGACGUUCCUUUCAGCAAACUACCAGUGGACGAGCUGGUGUGCAACGUCACAGAGAACUGCCCGUCGUCCUGCACGUGCACUACGAGGCCUUAUUAUCAAGACUUGUUGGUGAACUGCGCUCACGCACAACUGACAAUGCUGCCUGAUGACAUGCCAGAAGGAAAUCUUACUUUGGACAUGAUUGGAAACGAUAUACAGCUUCUGCACACGCCAGGUUACCUGGAGCGAGUAGUGCACCUGAAUCUGUCAGCCAAUCGCCUGCGCGAGAUCGUCCCCCAGGCGGCGCUGGCGCUGCGGAACGUAAGGUCACUGGACCUGCGCGGAAACAACCUUCAGCACCUGCCGACCACUUUAUACGUUCUGUCACCUGACGCGCUGUACCUGGACUCCGACACCCUGCAGUGUACCUGUGAUCUGGAAUGGUUCCCGCGCUGGGCCAGCCACCACGAUGGCGACAACAUCCGUGAGGUUAUGUGUCUGUCUGGACUGGACGGUCGCUACGUUUUGCUGAUCAACGCCACGCGGAAGGAUCUCGGUUGUGACGCAGCAAACACGUCACUCGUUCAUGUAGCCUGGGGUUACGUCCUCCUGGCGGCCACCCUCAUCGUCAUCGCCCUCGUCCUCGUCGUGGUGUUUCGUCACGAGGUGUUGGUGCUCAAACACCGAGUACUCUUGCGGGAGCACAGAGAUAAACGCUUUCCCGCUCUGCUGGACUCCUCCCGCUACGACGUCUUCAUCAGCACUGCCACCAACAGCGACAACGACGCCAUCUGGGUGAGCAGGAUCUUGCUGCCCGCGAUGGACAGACGCCGGCUGACCUACUUUGUGCCACAGCGAGACUACCUGCCGGGAGCCAUCCCCAUGGACGAAGUGGUUCAAACCCUCCGACAGAGCAAGUGUGCGCUCAUCCUGCUGUCGCCGGACUACCUGGCCCAGCCCAUCUGCUGCUUCCAGUUCCGCCAAGCGUACGACAUGAUGGUCAAGGAGGGCCGCGGCCGUGUCUUUGUCGUGUGCUUGCAGAAGGUCAAGCGGGGUCAGGUGCAGGAUAGGUUCCUAAGAGCCAUGCUCAACCUCAACAUGGCGUACUCAGGCCACCGCCCGGAGCAUGUCGAUGAUGUCCUCGGUCGCAUAUACGCCUACACUCAUUGAACGCCAUCUGUCAGACUUGAUUGUCUCAUUUCUUGUCUACCAUCCCUACCUCCUGUUUCGUUCAUUUUCUUCACUACGGCUGUGUUGAUGUGACCCAGCGAAGCGGGUUUGCGUUGCCUCGGGCAAAUAAAUGGGAUCUUUCCAAACCAGGGUAACAUUGCGCGGUAAUAAAUGACACUCUGUUUAAGAACCGGCUUUAAAAGUAAUGCCCAAAUUAAAUUUACUUUUACUCCUCUGAAAGGAGAUGCGAUAUGAGUUCUUGGAAUUUUGAAGAUUGUAAAAACUACGGAUUAUCUUCAUCUCCCGAGGUAUCAUCCCACCAGGCGCACGGGGCGUUGGGCGGUUGUCCCUGCUCGCCCCUAACGCCGAGGCUGUGCGACCUCCUUGACCGUCGUGUGUGCGACGAAAAUGGACAACUACAUGCUGUUGUUGUUGCCACCAAGUUUUCAUAGACUUUGUAAUUCGUAUUUUAAUUAAUUAAAUUUUCUGCAUUAAACGAUUUUUCUUCAUGUGUGUGUCUAUUACGGAUACAAUAUUUCGUGCCCUAAUUAUCAGUGUUCAGCCUCUCUAACCCUUACCCUGGCCGUUAAAGGGUGUAGGGUUAUUGCAAGUCGUUUUCCCACUUAAGCUUUGUUUUUGAUUUUCUUUUUCUGGACUGACAUUGGUGUAAGUGUCGAAAGUAAAAAGCUUCAGGUUUUAUUACAGUGAGUGUAGGCAUCAUUGAAGCACGCAAAAUUCAUAAUUUUUACUCCAUCACCAGCUUUUAUACAAACUAUAUAAAUUUUAUAUCAAUAAUGUC